This is a messenger RNA of Daucus carota subsp. sativus, 1754 nucleotides long. RefSeq names its product lysM domain-containing GPI-anchored protein 1. Bases 391 to 1659 code for a protein of 422 amino acids. The record is from RefSeq and is a predicted model, not a curated record. The transcript has 5 exons. NCBI's taxonomy places the organism in Eukaryota, Viridiplantae, Streptophyta, Magnoliopsida, Apiales, Apiaceae.
UUUCUAUCUUCUUGAUUAAUCAACUCACCAAGUUUCUACCUUUCCUAAACCUUAAUAAAGCCACUAGGCAUAAGUUUUAAGUUGAUAGAAUCACUGAUAAAAAGGAGGAAGAAAUCGAAUGGACCCCUGAAACCCUAGAAAACUCCUUUCAACAUUUUCUUCAGAAAGAUUAUAUUUUUCCCCACACAAAUCUUUUUAAAGUUUCAGUGUUGUUGGACUUAUACCAAACCCCAGUUAUGAAUUUCUCACCCCAGUCUUCUUCACUCUUUAGCUAAACAUGCCAAAACUUUGUCCAGACAAGGAAGAACAAAACAAAAAGAAGAAGAAGAACUUUCUUUCCUUUCCCAUCAAUCUUUCCAAGACUUCAUUUCUCAAAAAAAGCUUCUCAAAAUGGCUAAUAAAAAUCCCAUCUUUCUCUUUUUUCCCACUAUGUUGUUUCUGUUUAAUUUACCUUGUAUAACCCCCAAGUCCACUAUUGAGCCUUGCUCAACCUCAGAUUCUUGCAACUCUUUACUUGGCUACACUUUGUACACAGACCUCAAAGUCUCUGAGGUGGCUUCUCUCUUCCAAAUUGACCCAAUAUAUCUCCUCACAGCCAAUGCCAUUGACAUUUCUUACCCAGAUGUUGAGAACCACAUCCUCCCCUCUCAGCUCUUCCUCAAAAUCCCCAUUAUAUGUUCUUGUGUUGAUGGUAUUCGAAAAUCUGUUUCCACGCGUUACAAGACUAGGCCUUUGGACACUCUUUCGCUUAUUGCUGAUUCCAUUUAUGGGGGUCUUGUGUCUGCUGAUCAACUCAGAGAGGCUAAUAGUAAUUCUGUGUCUGAUCCCUCCCUGCUUGAUGUCGGUGAGACCCUUGUUGUUCCUUUGCCUUGUACUUGUUUUAAUGGCACUGAUAAUUAUUUGCCUGCUAUUUACAUGUCUUAUGUGGUGAGAACUGUGGAUACAUUGUCGAGUAUUGCAUCUAGGUAUUCAACUACCAUUACUGAUUUAAUGACUGUCAAUGCAAUGGGCGGUCCGGAUAUUAAGGAUGGUGAUAUUCUUGCUAUACCACUUUCAGCUUGUCCAUCUGACUUUCCAAGAUAUGCCUCGGAUUAUGCCCUGACGGUGCCAAAUGGAAGUUAUGCCAUAACUGCAGGCCAUUGUGUGCAAUGCAGUUGCGUCUCCGGGAGUAAGAAUUUAUACUGCAUGCCAGCUUCUUUGGCGGUUUCCUGUUCUAGCAUGCAAUGCAAAAACAGCAAUCUUAUGCUUGGAAACAUUACAAUGCAACAGAGUAGUGCUGGCUGCAAUGUUACUUCUUGUAAUUACGGGGGAUUUGUCAACGGAACCAUUAUCACUAUAUUGUCUGCAUCCCUGCAACCUCGAUGCCCAGGACCCCAAGUUUUUCCGCCACUUAUAGCUCCGCCUACUGUAGUUGGCCCAGACUCAUUAUUUUCUCCAGCACCUUCACCUAUUCAAUCUGCUGGUCCUGGAGCAACAAUACCAAAAACCGUGGUGCCUUCAACUGGGACAGUCCAAGGAUACCCUCCUGCAAAUGGCCCAACAGGAAGCUUCUCAGGUAGCAACUCUGGGUCGCCCUCUUUAGUGAAUAACUUUGCGCGUAUUCCGCUUGCAUUAGUAUUGGCUUUCUUUUUAUAUGCAGUGACAUCAUACUCAUUGUAACAUUGGUGAUUAAUUAUCACGUAAAAUGUGGAUAUUAUUUUGGUUCUCAGCGUAAACCCGAUUAUUGCAGCGCAUCUAGUAGUUUUUCCUUUGCA